CCUUUAAGGCCGGCCCCGCGCGCACUGAAAGGCGCCCGCCGCCGCCGCCCCGCUCCACUGCGCCGCCGCUGCCGCCGGUCCCGCCGCCCCUCGCCGCAGCAGCACCCGCCGCCGGUCCCGCCGCCCCUCGCCGCAGCAGCGCCCGCCGCCCUUCGCCGCCAUGCCUAUGUUCACCAUCUACACCAACGUGUGCAGGGACGCCGUGCCCGAGAGCCUGCUGGGCGAGCUCACCCAGCAGCUGGCCAAGGCCACGGGCAAGCCCGCGCAGUAUAUAGCCGUGCACAUCAUACCUGAUCAAAUGAUGUCCUUCGGGGGCUCCACUGAUCCCUGCGCUCUCUGCAGUCUCUACAGCAUUGGCAAAAUAGGAGGGCAGCAAAACAAGACUUAUACCAAGCUCCUGUGUGAUCUGAUCUCCAAGCACUUGCAUGUAUCUGCAGACAGGGUGUACAUCAACUACUUUGACAUGAACGCUGCCAACGUGGGCUGGAAUGGUUCCACCUUUGCGUAGAGCUCUCACAUCUGACCAAAGAGGAUAUUCCUGGACCUACCCUUCUCCUGCCAGUUAGCAGAGACCUCUGCACAAGUGGCCCCGUGUUGCAUUUUGUGCACUCUCACAGAUUGAUGGCUCCUUGCUAGUGUGUUCACAUAUUGCUGCUUCAACAUUCCUCUGUUUUCUCUAUGUAGAAAACAAAUAAAGAUUUAGAAGGAA
Dromaius novaehollandiae (emu) is the source of this 709-nucleotide messenger RNA. Its product is annotated as macrophage migration inhibitory factor. Gene Ontology annotation, molecular function: cytokine activity; phenylpyruvate tautomerase activity. The record is from RefSeq and is a predicted model, not a curated record. The coding region runs from base 161 to 508 and encodes 115 amino acids. The transcript is spliced from 3 exons. NCBI's taxonomy places the organism in Eukaryota, Metazoa, Chordata, Aves, Casuariiformes, Dromaiidae.